Lathyrus oleraceus (garden pea) is the source of this 1470-nucleotide messenger RNA. RefSeq lists its product as uncharacterized. Lineage: Eukaryota; Viridiplantae; Streptophyta; Magnoliopsida; Fabales; Fabaceae. The coding region runs from base 1 to 1470 and encodes 489 amino acids. The record is from RefSeq and is a predicted model, not a curated record. The transcript has 3 exons.
AUGGCUUUUCAACAACCAGGAGCAGAGUCUAAAACGAUUCCACUGAAAAUAUUGGUGGACAAACAAAGAAACAAAGUUGUUUUUGUGGAAACAACUAAAGAUUUUGUUGACACCCUUUUCAGCUUCCUUUCUCUUCCUCUUGCUACCAUUGUUCGUCUUUUAGAAACAAAUAACAAUGGCAAACAACAAUCAGAGUCUUCACCAUUCCUUGAAAACAUAAAAAAUCUCUACCAAUCUGUCCAAAACCUCGACUCAGACGAUGUUUGGAACAACCCUGUCUGCAAACAAAUAUUGUUGCGUCCCAGAAAUCCAUGUGAAUCUCUUUGCAUGAAACUGUUUAUGGAUAUCGAAGAAACUGAACUAUCAACUAAGUUUUUUGUUUGCGAUUCUUGUAACAAGUUUACUACUUUUCCAAAUAUUCGUUGUACAUGUGGAAAAUCCCCUAAUAAAAAGCCUCGGAAUUUGGAUAUUCAGACUCGGAAGAGUGCUCAAGAUGGUGUAUUUGUUAGAGAUAAAGGAUCAAUGUUUCUGAUUUCUGAUGAUUUGAAGGUUGUGUCGAGUUCCAUGUUGAGCUCCUUAGAGAUGUUGAUCAAAUUGGGCUGUUCAGACUUGACUCAAUUAGAGGAAAUCACACACAACAUUGGCAAGCAUGAGAUAUUAAACCUUCUCAAGUAUACUCUAAUCUCUGAUGAGCCUCUCACAAAUACAAUCUUGGCAAGUAGCUCCAAAAACAAAGAUAUCCCGCCUAACCAAUUUGCAUCGACAGUUAGAGUGACUCCUUUAGCUAAUGACAUCACCCGGAAAAUAGAUGUGAAAGUAAUGCAAAGUAAAUCUCAGAAAAAUAUAAUCUAUGCCGAAACCAAUGGAGAUUUUGUUGACUUCAUUUUUAGCUUUCUUACAAUGCCAUUAGGGUCCAUUGUAAAACGUUUGGGAGUUAACUCUUUUUCUGGAUGUGUUGGUAAUUUGUACGAGAGUAUGAUGAGUUUUGAUCCCACUUCAGUGUUACUUAAUCCUGGCAUUGUACAACAAUUUAGGUGUCCCAACUAUCCUCUCAAAAUUCCCCAUGUAUUUCCACUUCCCACUACAUAUUAUUAUGGUAUGCAAGACAAGGGAUAUUACUAUGAAUAUAGAGGAUUGAUUUCUAAGUCACGGGAAUCUAUUAAUCGCCCAACAUCGUUGAUUUCACUUGACCUCGACAUUUUAAAAUACGGUGUUGUGGGAUUUGUGAAGAAAGAUUCAUUAUAUGGUGUUGGAGACGAUCUAAAAGUAAAACCCUUUUCUGCUAAUUUUUGCUUUUCGUAUCUGAAAGAAUUGAAUCUUUCUCUUGAUGAUCUUGAAGUGAAGGUGAUAAGCAUCGGCGAAGUCGAGGCUUUGAGCCUCCUUGGAGUUUGUGUGACAUCAAACUUUACCUUGACUAGUGGACUCAAACACUUCUUGAAUGUCCCAAAACAAGAAUCAACUUUGACAUGA